Molecule: messenger RNA, 1769 nt
Organism: Saccoglossus kowalevskii
Lineage: Eukaryota; Metazoa; Hemichordata; Enteropneusta; Harrimaniidae
Molecular function (GO): protein binding
Source: RefSeq, a predicted model, not a curated record
GUUUAUAAACAGUUUUCUUGAACCAUAGACUGCAUAGGUUGAACUCUGUACUGUAUUACUUCAACUCCGAAGUGCCAGUUUGUGUAUCCGUUGAGAUAAUCGUGGGAAUCAACAUGCUGUGCAAUCACAUCUUAUUCGCUAUAGCUGUAGUAACCACCACACAGGCCAUCGACCCCCGCCUCUUGCGCAGAGAGCCAACAGAACAAGUUCCAACUCGAGACGUUAAAAUUACACACGACGAACUGGUCACGAAUCUUGAGGUUUUCACUGGACGAUUUAAUGAGAUGGAACAGCGCCUUGAGGAUUCUCUUAUUAUGAACGUGGAGUUAGAAAAGAGAAUUCAAUACCAAGAAUCUCAGAUUAUUGACCUUGAUGACACUAUACAUGAACUUUCAAGACUAAAAAGCAAACUUCGUGAAGCUGAAAGAAAUAUUGGUGAUUUGGGAAAAAGACUGAGUGAGGGGUGUUCCUGUGUAGGCGGUAGCAAUGAGGGCGUUGACGAGAACACAGAACGAGGACCACCGGACGAUGACUGGGUCGUUAAUUUAGACAGGGAACAGAUAAGUAACAUGAGAGCUGACAUUAACAAAGAAAUGGCCGAAAGAAAUAGAAAUAACGCCGGUUCAUUACAAGAGAAUCGUGCCGUAAAUUUGGACAAUAAUGUCCUUAGGGAAUUUAGUCAUACCCUUGCUGAGAUGAUCGCCAGCAGAACCAUGGAGAAUGGUAGGAACGAAGGACUGUUUCGUCCUAUAGGAGAUGAUUCAACUACAUCCGAAUCCGCGGAAGAGAACAGCAUGAUUCGGACAACUCUAGCGGCAUCCGUCGACGGCCGACCAAGACCUCAAAAGCCACGCCCAGGUGCAGGGUUCCCAUUCCCGGCUAGACAUAUAGCUAAAAGGGCAGUGACCGAAGAGGAAGCUGUUAUGGAGUUGGAAAAUGUGCUUGUUGAUGUAUUAAGAUCAGCGAAAAAAAAAGUGGCUUUCUCUUCCAUCCGUACUGAGCCAUUGAUGGGAACAGACGGUGGCGCACAGGCUAUCGCAUUCCAGAAGAACCAAGCGAACAAAGGAAAGAACUUUGACCGGUCCAGCGGCAUGUUUGUUUGCACGAUUCCUGGUAUCUACUACUUCUCGUAUACCAUGAGAAGCUAUGACAAAAUGCAUAUCGGAGUCGCGCUGAUGAAAAACGACGACGCAGUGGUUGCCAUGACAACAGACGCCAGUGAUCGCAAAGUGAUGCAAACCCAGAGCACGAUGUUGUCGCUUGAUAUAGGUGAUCAAGUGUGGUUACUUCUGGGACCCUCAGAUAAUUUCGCUAUCUAUGGCAACGACUUUAAUUACAACACAUUUAAUGGUCAUAUUUUGUACCCGAAUUACAUCAGUUAAAGUUUUAUAUAAUAUUCUAUUAUGAAAUGUUGAAUUACUGACUAAGGCUGACAGUCUGACAUCAAUCAAUGUCUGUUUUAUAUACACAAGUACAUAUGUGUUAUUUUAAAGAAUAACUUGCAACCGCGUUUUUAAUUUUCACAUUUCAGUCAAGCCACUGCAUUCCUCUAUUAUUUGUAUAGUGACAUACAGAUGCAUGAAAUAACAGCAAUGUUUUAAUCCCCAACUUCCUAUGUUGUUACGAAUUGUGUUCGUACCUUUCUUUGUGUAUGUUUACUUUAACUCUAGAAUAACCGUUUUGUACCAACCUGAUAAAUUCGUUCACGUGUAUUGGCUACUGUAAACGUAUUAUAAUAAUAAAACUGUUCAAUUAAUAUGAUACAAGGA